GUUUUGCCGCCGGCAAUGGACACCAAUUAUACCACAAACCUUUUUAUGGUUCAGCCAAUCGGCUUAACCGUCGGCAAAGGCCCAAUGCGCUGGCUUUUGUGUUAUUUUAUUGAACAUCAAUCACGUGCCCCCGGCAAACCUAAGACAGAGUUCACCCGUCGCCGUCAUAAGUUCCGCACUUUCAAUAAACAGCGCGAACGGCGAAAAGUGAUAUCAGGAAUGGCGCCCGCCAAAGCGCGGCUUGGUCUGUUAGUACUUCUUAUACUAUUAUACUUUCCGAGGAAAACGGAAUCUCAUUGGUGGUUCAUAUCCCAGGUGUUUGCUUUAGGUGCUAAAGUUAUGUGCAACAGCAUCACUGGACUGAUCAGCAUUCAGCGGCAGAUGUGUCUCGAUAACCCUGACGUGAUGGUGAGCAUAGGCAAGGGAGCCAAGCUAGGAGUGGAAGAGUGCCAGCACCAGUUCAGGGAUCAGAGGUGGAAUUGUUCAACAGUUAACGGAGACGCCACUGUAUUCGGAAAAGUCAUGCGGAGAGCGAGUCGCGAGACGGCUUUCGUCUACGCCAUCUCCUCGGCAGGCGUGGUUCACGAAGUCACCCGGUCCUGCAGUCUCGGUGAACUAAAAGACUGUUCCUGUAGAAACAAGAAAGGCCGAAGUCGCAAGGGCUUCGAGUGGGGAGGUUGCAGCGAUAAUAUUCAAUAUGGCCUGAACUUCGCUAAGGCUUUCGUGGACUCCAGAGAGGUGGAAAAAGAUGCGAGGGCGUUGAUGAACUUACACAACAAUCAUGUUGGGCGUAGGGUUGUCAAGACCAACAUGUCGUUGGACUGUAAAUGCCAUGGUGUGUCCGGAUCCUGCUCCGUCCGGACCUGCUGGAAGUCCAUCUCUUCAUUCCGUAUUGUAGGCCAGCAUCUGCGCGAGAAGUACACAACCGCUGUGCAAGUGACGGUGGGCCAAAGUGGUGGCGAGCUCACAAACGCCGAGGUAAGCUACAAAAAGCCGUCACGCGAUGACCUCGUGUACCUCGAGGAUUCGCCCAAUUACUGCAUGGUGGACUCUAAUACAGGUUCGCUAGGCACGUCGGGAAGGGAAUGCAAUGGGUCAGCCUCUGAUACCACUGGCGCAUGCUCUUUACUGUGCUGCGGGCGCGGGUUUAACACAAUUCAAAUUGAGGAGGAAUAUAAGUGCCAUUGUAAGUUCCAUUGGUGCUGUUAUGUGAAAUGCCAAACGUGCCGUAGGACCGUAGACAAGCAUAUAUGCAAGGCACCAUCACAGCCUGGCACAGCUGUACUCGAAAUCAAUGCAAAGUCCCCGCUAUCCCUAGACGACAAGGGCGAGAAGCGACCAAAGAAAGACAAGAAACGGGGGAAAAACCGGAAAAAGAAAGGAGACCGAAAGAGGCGAAUUAAACAAAAAGAGGGAAAUCCCGGUAUUUAGUCGCUGCUUUGAAAAGGCAAUUAGUCAUCUGUGGGAUAACCUAAAUUUUUUUGUACAAUAGUACAGGGCCGUAGCAGGGGGUGGGGCACUGAGGGCAUGUGCCCCCCCCCCCUCAAAUAUAUAUUUAAAAAAUAUAAGGAAUUGACCAGUAGGCUUGGUUGUGCCCCCCCCCCCCCCCCAUAUUUUCUUAAUGUUUCUGUAUUGUGCCUCUUACGUGGCCUGCUACGGCUCUGUAGACUCACUCGCUGUUUUUAUUGGGGCUUGUCGCAAGACCACAGAAAUGUAAAUACAAUAGACUUGAACAUAAACAAGAUCAUGUAAUCAACUUUUAUACCCAGUUUGCGAGAAUCUGUACAUAUAAUUGUGUCACGUUAUUUGUAAUCGCAAUAUAACAAUAUAAUACGGCUGAAAACCUU
This is a messenger RNA of Nematostella vectensis (starlet sea anemone), 1847 nucleotides long. Its product is annotated as protein Wnt-2b-A. Bases 16 to 1431 code for a protein of 471 amino acids. Gene Ontology annotation, cellular component: extracellular region. Gene Ontology annotation, biological process: cell fate commitment; multicellular organism development; canonical Wnt signaling pathway. The record is from RefSeq and is a predicted model, not a curated record. Gene Ontology annotation, molecular function: cytokine activity; frizzled binding. The transcript is spliced from 4 exons. Lineage: Eukaryota; Metazoa; Cnidaria; Anthozoa; Actiniaria; Edwardsiidae.